GCCGGUCCGAAUUCUGGCGGGUACUGGCAGCGCGCGGCGGUGAGCGGAAUAAUUUGCCUUGAGGGGCUCUUGAAGAAGUCCUGGUGAAACUAUGGACGCCGAUGAUGACUUGGAUCUGUUGGCUUCCCUUCUGGAAGAAAAUGAAGCAACUGAGGAGAGGAAUUCUCCUGAGGAGGAAGAUGCUCCAGAGGAUGAGGGUGGAGAACCAGAUGAAUAUGAUGAGCUCUUUGAUGCAGAAGAUGAUGCAUCCUACACCGAGGAGGUUGAUGCUGAGGACAGCAUGAUUGAUGAGCAGAAGGAGAACUUGGCUACAUUGUUUGGAGAUGUAGAUGACCUGCUGGAAGAGGAGGAGGCAGAGGAAGCUGUCCCCACUCCAGCUCCCAGUCAGGCAAAGGAGAAAACCAAUGAAGAACUGCAAGCUGAGCUGAAAAAAUUGCAAGAACAGAUGAAGACGUUACAGGAACAGUUGCAGAAGACUGCUCUUGGUCAGCAAUCCAGUUCAGGCCCUGAGAAGAAAACACCUGGUAAAUCUCCCUGUCCACCCUCAAAGGAAAGGAAAGUUCAGAAGCUGCAAGAGUCACCAUGUUUCUCAGCCCAGCUGGGCAAUCCUUUACCACCAGCCAAGCAAGGAAUGCAGAAACCAAAAGUAUCCUCAGCAGAGAACAAGAUUCCUCCUCCAAAGCAAGUCCUCAGUCUGGCGUUCCAGCCUCUCAAGUCUGCCAUAGGGAACACACCCAGUAAGGUGACCAGAGAGAAGACUUCUCACGUGCCUGCAUGCUCCAGUGCAACCACACAGCCAGUGUCUGUGGAAACCUUCUCAGGACUGAGAUUAAGAAAACCCCGGGUGUCUUCAGCCGAAAUGGACAGGAAAAUGGCCAACAGGAAGCUCAUCCGACUGUCUCAGCUGAAGAACAAACUUGCUACUGAAAAUCUGGAGGAAAUAGACUGGGUAACAUUUGGAGUCAUAGUGAGGAAGGUCACUCCUCAGAGUGCAAAUAAUGGCAGGACCUUCAGUAUCUGGCGGCUGAACGACCUGCAGGACCUCAACGAGUGUGUCUCGCUCUUCCUGUUUGGUGAAGUCCACAAGGAGCACUGGAAGACUGACCAAGGCACAGUCAUUGGCCUGCUCAAUGCCAACCCCAUGAAACCUAAAGAAGGCUCAGAUGAGGUGUGUUUGUCCGUUGACCAUCCCCAGAAGAUCCUCCUCAUGGGAGAAGCUCUGGAUAUGGGCACCUGCAAAGCCAGAAAGAAGAAUGGUGAUCCUUGUACACAGAUUGUGAACCUGAAUGACUGUGAAUAUUGUCAGUAUCACAUCCAAUCCCAGUACAAGAAGCUCAGCUCAAAGCGGGCGGAUCUGCAGUCCACCUUUUCUGGUGGCCGCAUUCCCAAAAAAGUUGGUCGGAAAAAUCCCACUUUGAAGGAGAGGCUGUGUCAGGAUGGGUUUUACUAUGGAGGAGUCUCUUCAGCAGCAUAUGCAGCCUCAGUUGCAGCAGCUGCUGUGCCAAAAAGGAAGAUUCAAACCACUCUCUCCAACCUGGUCGUGAAAGGAUCUGAUGCAAUUGUCCAGGAAACCAGGCAGAAAAUUGCAAAGAGACCCAUGCAGUGUUCUGAAGAAUUCAGGGAACUGCUGACACAGCCAACUUUUGGAGCACGAAAUCUCUGCAAACACUGGACCAAAACAGAUGCUGAGAAGAAGCAAGGGGCAAAUUUCCAAUCUAUCUCUGCUUCAGCACUGCUCAAGCAACAGAAACAGAAAUUGCUGGAGGCCAGAAAAAAGCGGUCUGAAGAGAUUCAGAGGCGGUUUCUCCAGAACACAAGUAAAGCCAGCACUCCUGCUUUCCCAUCCUCCUCCAGACAGACCUCCCUCCAUUCCCCAGUGCCUGGGGCAGAGUUUCCAAAAGCUGCAAAAAUGUCAACGCCUCAAAGGCCCAGGCUAGGUAGAGGCUUCUCAGAAGGAGAAGAUAUCCUCUUCUUUGACAAGUCUCCACCUCCAAGGCCAAAGCUAGACAGCUUGGCAGAAGCCAAAAAGCUGGCUGCAAUACAACGACUACGAGCAAAAGGCCAGAUUCUUCCUAAAACAGACCCAAACUGUGUCAAGAGGAAACGGAGUGAUGCUGAGGAUGUCCUAGAAAUUGUUGAAAGAGUUGAGAAAAAUGUUGCUCAGCCACAAGGUGCAGAAGGAGGCACUGAAAUGGAUGAACUGGAACCUGCUCAAAAGAAACGGCGUGAGCAGCUGGCCUAUCUGGAGUCAGAGGAGUUCCAGAAAAUCCUGAAGGCUAAGUCCAAGCACACAGAUGUCCUAAAAGAGGCUGAGGCUGAACUGCAGGAGCAAUACUUUCAGCCACUGGUGAAGAAGGAAGAACUGGAAGAGAAGAUGAGGAACAUUAAAGCAGUGAAAUGCCGAGUUGUGACGUGUAAAACGUGUAAUUACACCUAUUUCAAGCCUCUGGAGACCUGUGUGCAGGAUAAACACGACUACCUCUGGCAUGAUGCCAUCAAGAGAUUUUUCAAAUGUCCUUGCGGAAGCAGAGCUAUUUCCCUUGACAGGCUUCCAAAAAAGCCCUGCAGUAACUGUGGCCUCUUCAAGUGGGAGCGAGAUGGGAUGCUAAAGGAGAAAAAAGGUCCGAAGAUUGGUGGAGAAACACUUUUACCAAGGGGAGAAGAACAACCAAAAUUUCUCAAUAGUCUUAAGUGACCUGGAGGUGAUUUUUAUCUUCAACAUAUGGAUGGAUUUUUGUGUCUGAAACACACAUUUAUACUGCCAAGAGGAUUCAGGUUUUAGUGAUGAAUCAGUAGGGGAAUCAGUUUUUGAUGAAAAGACCAUCAGCCAAGUGUCCACCAUUCCGCUGCGUGGAUAUUGAACUUUGAUCUUUUUUAAUUGACUGAAUAAGACUGCAUGUGAAAUGCACAUUUGUGCCUGUUCUUUCCAACUAACAACACAAAAGUGACCUCACUAUUAGGUGACAAAUCAUCAUGAAUGGGAAUGACUGUAGAUUCCAUAAGCACUUACGAAAUUAAUACUCUGUGUUCAUGCCAACCUGUCUUAGCUCUUGGACAAAAAGGGGUGUGAGGGUUGAAGGCACAGAGCAUUCUCCAUUGGCUUCAAAAUUACUCUGAACCCUUAGGAAUAGAUGUCAAGCAGAUGUCCUGAGUUUUUCCUUGGCUUAUCUGUUAUAAAACCUUUCCUUGACUUUGGCCCUGCAAGCCAGCAGUGUUUUUGCUGGAAAUUCAGAGCUCCCUGUCCCCCAACACCAUCCACACUACAGUGCUCUUGUGGCUACAGACCUGUAGCUCCCACUUUGAGAAACAUUUUAAUGAAUCUGGCACCAUUUUGUGAGUGCUUUUAGAGAGCUGAGUGAUUAUACUUGAAAGCUUUUACUCUUUUUCUAGUAUUUUAAAUAGGAAGAUGAUCUGUCUCAGACCAAGCAGAAUGAAAUCUUCCUCCAAGAGGUGGCUCCUGAGAAAUGCUGUCACCAUACAGGCAUUUUUCUGACAUAUCUGUAGGGAUGCCUGGGGCAUUUAACCAGCUUUUCCUGGACCUGAGCCUUUUCCUGCCCCUGGCUCAUGCCCAGUAGGAUCACAGGGUAUUUUUAAGUGCCUAAAGCCCCUCCAACCUUAGUGAUUUGAUCCACGUGCCACUAAAUGUCCCACAUGUCCCAGCAGUCUUGUCAAUGCCUCUUGUUUGCUUGCACAAGGGCUGGAGGAGAAAUAAGUUACUUCCUUUGAAGCAACUGGACAGAUUCACCUCAGCAUGCUUCAGCCCUCAUCUCUUACUGGUGCUUUUAUUGGUGUAACUUGGCCUAUAGCACACAUUUCAGUCUCCUGUUGGUGCUGAGUUGCUGAGUGGGGUGUCACUGCCAGGGGACAAAAUCAGUAACUGUGACACUGCCUGGCAAUAUCUCCUGUGGAUUCCUCAUUCAGAAUAAAUAGAGUAGAGUAAAACACUCCCUGGGUCUGCAUGCUAUUUCUCUGAGGAAGAGGAUGAGUUGUUUCCUCAACAUAUUUGCCCACAAACUCAGUGCUGAAUAACCAAAAGGAAGUGGUUUGUGGUCUGUAAUUUUGGCUUUCACAGAAUUUGCUCAUUCAGACUUAACAGGAGUUUCUCACCUGGAGUCUACAAAACCACCAUGAAAUUCCACCUUGGUAUCAGCCUUCAGCCAGCAUGUUGAAAGCUUCACACGUUUUGCAGUUCCUGUCUCUUGGGCCCAAGGAAAGGAGAUUCUGCAGAAAUUAAAAUGUCAAAGGAGGGUUAAUGCUUUAUUUUCAUACAUGCCCCAGGACUACAGGGCAUUUGUAAUGGCCCAGGAUAUAUAAGACAUAUCUCCAUGAGAGUGAAUGCAGUGCUUAUAUGCAAAAACCAGGUGAAGAAACCAAACAAGUUGCUUUGCUUAGGCUCUAGCAGUAAACAAGAGGAGUAAAGGAGUGGGGGAGAUGGAUGUAUUGGAAUUUAUGUGCCUCAAGGUUUUGAGAUGCUUUUCUUGUGCAACAGAUUGAUCUACUCUCUUGAUUUCUGAGUACUCAGCUCUAACAACAGGAAAGCUGGGAUCAGUCAGGAUGGUCACAGCAAGGAGAUGAGGAGAUAGUGACAGGUGCUUUGCCCAAAGCUGUUUCCAAAAUGGGUUUGAUCCAAACAUCCUGCAGGACCAGCAGUUACCAGGUUUUUGGGUGACUCUCAGUUUUAGCACUCUUGAUGUUUCCCUCAGACCCAGCACCUGCCUCUCCAGGGUUCACUAUGGUUAUUCAGCCAUACAAGCCACAACAGAAUUUCUGAACCACAGAAAUAAUCCAGUGUAGCAGUGCAUUAAAUCUGGUUU
Oenanthe melanoleuca is the source of this 4814-nucleotide messenger RNA. RefSeq names its product minichromosome maintenance 10 replication initiation factor (gene MCM10). The transcript is spliced from 20 exons. Lineage: Eukaryota; Metazoa; Chordata; Aves; Passeriformes; Muscicapidae. Gene Ontology annotation, molecular function: DNA replication origin binding; single-stranded DNA binding. Gene Ontology annotation, biological process: DNA replication; DNA replication initiation. Gene Ontology annotation, cellular component: replication fork protection complex; nucleus. The record is from RefSeq and is a predicted model, not a curated record. Bases 92 to 2695 code for a protein of 867 amino acids.